Eimeria acervulina is the source of this 3153-nucleotide messenger RNA. RefSeq lists its product as hypothetical. Bases 1 to 3153 code for a protein of 1050 amino acids. NCBI's taxonomy places the organism in Eukaryota, Apicomplexa, Conoidasida, Eucoccidiorida, Eimeriidae. The record is from RefSeq and is a predicted model, not a curated record. The transcript has 2 exons.
AUGGAGAGCUUAAAGCCUCAGACGCCGAUUAACUUACCUCUCGUAACGUCUGAGUUGUUUUUCUCUACAGACGAGGCAGCACCUCUGCAGCCUCUGGGGGCCUCGCCUGCAGCAGCAAAGACAGCAGCAGCAGAAGUAUUAACAGCAGAAGCAACAGCAACAGAAGCAGAAAGAGAUCUUUCUCUUUCUGCUGCAGCAGCAGAAGGGAGGAGCGAUGAUGGGGGCUCCUGGUUUGCAGCACAAGAGGAGGCUGAAGAAGAAGCAGAAAUUUACGUGGAUAUAAGCAAAGAACUGGCGGCUAUUGAGGGGGCAAACGCAGUUUCUUUUUACCUGUCUGCUGCAGCAACAGCAGCAACAGGACUAGCAGCAAGAGCAGCAACAGCGACAGAAGCAGCGGAUUCCUACUUGUUACACGAUGAGCGACUUGGGCUGCUGCUGCCUCCUGCAGCACAUCUUUCUCCUUUAUAUUUAGCCGGAGGGAGAGAUAAUUACAGCAGCAGCAGCGCCAGUGCUGUUGCUGCUGCUGCUGCUGCUGCAAACAGCCGCCGGGAGCACUGGCGGCAGCACUCCUCUAUUCAUCGAUCUGCAGGCUGGCCAAGGCAGACGAAGGGGAAGCUGAAAGCCCCUGCUGCUGCUGCUGCUGCUGUUGAUGCUUCUGCUGCUACUCUCGGGCCGCGUUGCUGCUUCGCUGCCUCUUCGCUGCCUCCGCUGCAGAGACUUCCCCUCUUUGAAGAAGAGGAACGGGUUGCUGCAGACAGCAGCAGCAGCAGCAGGAGCAGCAGCGACAGCACCGACUGGGAUCUCGCUAGCCUUCUGGGGUCUGUGGAGAGAGCUCGCCUGCGGCUGCAGCAGCAGCAAGCAGCAGAAGACAAAAUCGAUGCAGCUUUAUACGCUGGCGGCUUCUUUCAAUUCUCUAACAGCGCUGCAGCAGCAACAAGUCUGUUGGCUGCAGGCCGCAGCAGCAAAACUGCUGCCCCAACUCAUGCGUCAGCAGCACCAGCAUCAUCAGCGGCAGCAAGAGUAGCAGCAGCAGCAGUAACGCCAGGAACAACAGUGCGCCCUGCUGCAGCGGAUACAGCACCGGUGGGGCAGCUAGCAGUAGCAGCAAAAGCUGCUGGAGUUUCAGCUGCUGCUGCUGCUGCUGCUGGGAUCGGCGGGAUGAAGGGUGCCGUUGGAGAGUCACGCGGAGGGCCGGAAGGGCUGCGGGAGUUUGCUGCUGCAACGCAUGCAUUUGCUGCACCUAAUGGACCUGUGCAGCAAAAAGCAGCAGCAGCAGCAACAGCAACAGCAGCUGCAGCAGCAGCAGCAGCUUGCCCGCGUAAGGAAGAGAGGGGGCUGAGAUAUUCCUCUCAAAAAACCAUUAACAGCAGCAGCAAAACAGGGUUUGACCUGCAAGUAGCUGCUGCUGCUCCUGCCGCUGCUGCUGCUGCUGCUGCUGCAGGGAUUGAGGCCGAGUUGGCUGCGGAGGUGCGGCGCAGCACUCAGCUUUGUUUACAAGUAAACGAGUUGAAGGCAGAGGUGAAACGAAUCCAAGACGAAGCAGACAGGCAGACAGCAGCAGCAAAUGCUGCAGCACACGUACGGAAACUGCUGCUAAACUGGAGGAGAGAAGAAACGCUGCGGCAGCGCCGCCGCGAGCAGCAGCAGCAGCAGCAGCAGCAGAAAGAGCAGCAAGGAGAUCAGCUGCACCAGCAGCAGCACCAGCAGCAGCAAGAGGAAUCAGAGGACGGAGGUGCUGCAGCAUUUGAGUGUCUGCAUGCAAUCGAGUAUGUGCUGAAGCAAGACUGCGCAGCAGCAGCAGCAGCAGCAGCAGCAGCGGGAUCUGUGGAAGAGGACAUGCAGCAGGAGUUAGAGCGAUGCCGAGAGAGAGCAAAGACAGCCGAGCUAGAGUGUGAGUCUUUAAAGAAUGAGGUAUCUUUCUUAAAAGCAGUUAAUACACAGCUGCAGCAGCAGCGAGAGGAGCAGCCGUGCAAGGCUUUGGAGGAGCUGCAGCAGCAUCUAGACGAGAAGGCGCAGCAAGCAGCAGCAGCGCAGCAGCAGCUGCAUGCGCUGCAGCUGCAGCACGACAAAUUCCGCUCUAAAGCGGCAGAGGAACUUGCAGCAGCAGAAGCAAAUCAGGCGUCCCUUGCAAGAGAGCUUAAAGCUGCGCGAUUAACAGCAGCAGCAACAAUUGAUAGUCUUCGUGCUGAACUGCAGCAGCAGCAAAAUGCAUGCAGCGAGUUGCGGCAGCUAAAGGAAGCAGCAGAACACCGACUAAGGGAGUGCAGCAAAGCAGCAGGAGCCACGGAGCUCGAGAGGCAGCAACUCAAGAAGCAGCAGCAGCAGCUGCAGCAGCAGCACGAAGCUAUCAGAAAAAGUCUCAGCUGUAUUCGCGCAAGAGCUGCAGAGGCGCAGCAACGGUGGCUAAGCGAAAGCAACCCAGCAGCAAGCAUGCAGAGUUCUCUUCCUGCAGCAGCUGCUGCUGCUGCACCAAAUCAAGCACAGGACGACAGCCUCUCCUUCGUCUCUUCCCCCCCGUCCCCUGCUGCUGCUGCUGCUGCUGCUGCUGCUGCUGCUGCGCCCGAGCAAGCUGCAGCAAAUGCUGCAGUCUCCUUGAAAGCCAAGCGCAGCCGCGGAGGCUUCCAAGGCGGAAGAACUAUAGACAAACGCAGCAGAAGCAGCAGCAGAAGCAGCAGCAGCAGCAGAAGCAGCAGCAGCAGCCGGGGUGCCGCAUGCGACCCUCGGCAGGACGCCCACCUCCAACACCGCCUGCAGCAUGACCAGCAGCAGCAGAAGCAGCAGAAGCAGCAGCAGCAGCAGCAGCGCGAGACAGCAGCAGAAGCCGCAGUGGCUCCCGCCCCCAGCUUUGGGGUGUACGUACACCCCGAUACGCAGCAGAGGAGGCGGGGAAGGGGCCCUCAGGGGUCGGCAGCAGCAGGCGCAUCAGCAGGUGCAGCAGCAGCAGGAAGUGCUGGGUUUACAGAGAGCGAGAGCUUCUGCCUCAGCCAAGCUACCGAUAUGUCUGCAGAAGCAGAAGCAGGGGCAGCAGACAGUCUUCUCGUUGGUGCUGCUCCUACUCGUUAUACACGACAAGAAUUCAUCUUAGCUGCAGCAGCAGACUGUGCAGGGGAUAAGGAGGCCUCCAAUACUUCAGCUGUUGCAUGCAGCAGCUAA